AUGGAGCAGCUGAUCGCCGCCAACAACAACUUCUGCCUGGACCUGUUCCGAGAACUGAGCAAGAAAAAUGCUGCGAAAAAUAUCUUCUUCUCUCCCUUCAGCAUUUCCUCAGCCAUGGCCAUGAUCCUUCUUGGGGCCCGGGGUGACACCACAGCACAGUUGCACAAGACGCUUCAUUUUGAUAUGGUUGAGGACAUCCAUUCAAGAUUUCAGAGUCUGAAUGCUGAUAUCAACAAACGUGGCACGUCCUAUAUCCUGAAGCUUGCUAACAGGUUAUACGGAGAGAAAACCUACAACUUCCUGCCUGAGUUCUUGUCAUCAACUCUUAAAAUGUACGGGGCUGAAUUGGCCAGUGUGGAUUUCCAGCAUGCCUCUGAGGAGGCAAGGAAGGAGAUAAACCAGUGGGUCAAAGGUCAGACAGAAGGGAAAAUUCCAGAACUGUUGGCUUCAGGGAUGGUUGACAGCAUGACCAAGCUCGUGCUGGUGAACGCCAUUUAUUUCAAAGGGAACUGGAAGGAGAAAUUCAUGAAAGAAGCCACAACCGAUGCCACAUUCAGACUGAAUAAGAAAGACACAAAGAAAGUGAAAAUGAUGUAUCAGAAGAAGAAAUAUCCCUAUGGGUAUAUCCAGGAGCUGAAGUGCCGUGUGUUAGAACUGCCCUACGAAGACCAGGACCUCAGCAUGGUCAUCCUACUGCCAGAUGACAUUGAAGAUGAUUCCACAGGUCUGAGGAAGAUCGAGGAACAGCUGACUUUGGAAAAGCUGAGUGAGUGGACCAAACGUGAGAAUCUGGAUCUCAUUGAAGUCAAUGUCAGCUUGCCCAGAUUCAAGCUGGAAGAGAGCUACAACCUCAACUCCUACCUCGCCAGCCUGGGUGUGCAGGAUCUCUUCACUAGUAGCAAGGCUGACCUGUCUGGCAUGUCAGGAUCCAGAGAUCUUUUCAUUUCAAAAGUUGUCCAUAAGUCCUUUGUGGAAGUGAAUGAGGAGGGCACCGAGGCAGCGGCCGCCACAGCAGGCAUUGCCACUUUUUGCAUGUUGAUGCCAGAGGAAACAUUCAAAGCUGACCAUCCGUUCCUUUUCUUUAUCCGACACAAUCCCUCAAAGAGCAUCCUGUUUUAUGGCCGAUUUUCAUCCCCAUAG
Molecule: messenger RNA, 1140 nt
Organism: Chrysochloris asiatica (Cape golden mole)
Lineage: Eukaryota; Metazoa; Chordata; Mammalia; Afrosoricida; Chrysochloridae
Gene: SERPINB1
Product: serpin peptidase inhibitor, clade B (ovalbumin), member 1
Exons: 6
Coding region: 1-1140 (379 amino acids)
Biological process (GO): negative regulation of endopeptidase activity
Molecular function (GO): serine-type endopeptidase inhibitor activity
Source: RefSeq, a predicted model, not a curated record